This is a messenger RNA of Lactuca sativa (garden lettuce), 687 nucleotides long. RefSeq names its product secreted RxLR effector protein 161-like. Lineage: Eukaryota; Viridiplantae; Streptophyta; Magnoliopsida; Asterales; Asteraceae. The record is from RefSeq and is a predicted model, not a curated record.
AUGGCUAAAAAGUUUGAGAUUAGCAUGAUGGGUGAACUAAAAUUCUUUUUAGGUUUGCAGGUUAAACAAUUGGCUGAUGAUAUUUUUGUUUGUCAAGCCAAAUAUAUUGCAUAUAUGUUGAAGAAGUAUGGUUUCUCUGAUUGCAAGACGGCUAAGACUCCGAUGUGCCCAUCAGCGUCUUUUGGAGCUAAUCCAAAUGGAACUAAUGUGAAUGAACCUCUGUAUCGAGGAAAGAUAGGCUCUCUACUCUAUCUUACUGCCAAUUACCUUGACAUUAUGUUUGCUACUAUAUUGUAUGCUUGUUAUCAAGCCAGUCCUAAGGAAUCUCAUCUUCUUGUUGUGAAAAGGAUCUUCCGGUACUUAAACUAUACACCCAAUCUUGGGUUAUGGUAUCCUCGUCAUUCUAAGUUCAAGCUGGUGGGAUACACUGACUCCGAUCAUGGUGGAUGUGGCAUUGAUCGUAAAAGCACUUCAGGAGGAGUUGAAAUGAUUGGAGAUAGAUUGGUAAGUUGGUCUAGCAAAAUGCAGACAUUAGUGGCUUGCUCUACAACUGAAGCUGGAUAUGUAGCUAUUGGAAGGUGUUGUGCUCAGAUUCUAUGGAUUCAAAAUAAACUCUUAUAUUAUGUUCUAAACUUCUCAAAGACUCCCAUCUAUUGUUACAACACCAGUUCCAUUCAUAUGAUAUAG